Messenger RNA from Musa acuminata AAA Group (dessert banana), 1409 nucleotides. Its product is annotated as phosphatidate cytidylyltransferase 1-like. Gene Ontology annotation, molecular function: phosphatidate cytidylyltransferase activity. The transcript is spliced from 7 exons. Bases 166 to 990 code for a protein of 274 amino acids. Gene Ontology annotation, cellular component: endoplasmic reticulum membrane. The record is from RefSeq and is a predicted model, not a curated record. Lineage: Eukaryota; Viridiplantae; Streptophyta; Magnoliopsida; Zingiberales; Musaceae.
CUUCUCUCUCUCUCUCUCUCUCUCUCUCUCUCUCCAAUCUUUUCGAGCCCUCUCGAUAUGGUGUCGCCGUAAUCCUCUCCGCCGCUGCCGCCGCGUAACAAGGCGCACGAGGUACUUCAUCAACCUGAUUUCUGCAGUUUUGGGUAUGAUAAAACAUAGAAGAUCAUGGCAAACAUGCAGAGAGAGAACACCAUGAACAUAAUUCAACGAAAUCAUUCAGACAGGGUUCGACAUCGUAGGCAUUCAACAGAGGCUACUCCUGAUAUCAAUGGUCCUGGUGGUGCUAAUUUACUUGUCAAUGAUCAAAACAAGUAUAAAUCAAUGUUUGUUCGGGCACGUUCAUCUUUGUGGAUGCUGCUUGGGUUUUCGUUGGUUGUCUAUAUGGGACAUCUUUAUAUUUGUGGUUUAAUUGUGGGAAUCCAAAUUUUCAUGGCACGGGAAUUGUUCAACUUACGGAAACAAGCUAAUGAAGAUAGACAACUGCCGGGGUUCAGACUUUUGAAUUGGUAUUUUUUCUUCACUGCAAUGUUGUUUGCUUAUGGACGUUUUGUUAGCCAACAGCUUGUGAACACAGUAGCUUCAGAUAAACCGUUAUAUCAGGUCGUCAAUGGGCUUAUCAAAUAUCAGAUGUUUAUAUGCUACUUCCUAUAUAUAGCAGGUUUUAUGUGGUUCAUUCUUACAUUAAAGAAGAGGAGAUACAAGUAUCAAUUUGGCCAAUAUGCAUGGACUCACAUGAUACUUCUUCUAGUGUUUGCACAAUCCUCCUUCACAGUUGCAAAUAUUUUUGAAGGAAUUUUCUGGUUGCUGUUACCUGCUUCUCUUAUUGUUGUCAAUGAUGUUGCUGCAUACUUCUUUGGUUUCUUUUUUGGGAGAACACCAUUGAUCAAACUGUCUCCAAAGAAAACAUGGGAAGGUUUCAUUGGUGCAUCUUUUGCAACUAUACUUUCUGCAUUUAUGUGUGAUGCUUUAGGUGGGAGAGUCGACUCCUAGCUGUUUCGCGGCGAAGAUUAGCCUUUGCUGGAUCCCCUCGUCUUGAAUCUUUGCUUUCACGUUGUCUAUAGUGUCCCAGCUCUCAACCUCCAGAGUAAUGGUCUUCCCCGUGAGGGUCUUCACGAAGAUCUGCAUGCCACCGCGGAGACGGAGGACGAGGUGGAGAGUCGACUCCUUCUGGAUGUUGUAGUCCGCAAGCGUACGGCCGUCCUCGAGGUGCUUGCCUGCGGAGAUGAGCCUUUGCUGCGAAGAUGAGCCUUUGCUGGUCCGGGGGGAUCCCCUCCUUGUCUUGGAUCAUACCUCCACGACAUUAUUCUUGGAGUGUAAACAAAUAAAGCAUCACACUAAGGAAACUGGUUAAUAAAUUGAAACAUUCACAUGCAAAAUCUAAUAUAAUUGAUGAUGAAUUCAAAAAUAAU